Molecule: messenger RNA, 1420 nt
Organism: Nelumbo nucifera (sacred lotus)
Lineage: Eukaryota; Viridiplantae; Streptophyta; Magnoliopsida; Proteales; Nelumbonaceae
Product: RING/U-box superfamily protein
Molecular function (GO): zinc ion binding
Source: RefSeq, a predicted model, not a curated record
GUGACGCUAGCAUUGCUCUAAACAUUUACAAUUCUAGACGGUGCGCGUUACACUUACAAUUCCCGGACUUAUUUCUUCUAUUCCCGGCAAAACAAGAGACUACAGGUCCUAGACUGUUCUUUUUACCGAUCGAGUUUCUCCCGCCACGAUUUCUUAUCCUGAGAGCCCAUCGUUUCCAGUCACGGUCUUGGUGACUUGGAGAACUAACUAAAGAGAUAGUGGCAAUACGGUAUAUAACCAAAUGCAGAAUGAUGGAUCCGAUAGAGAUGGCAUCGCAGUGGGCGGUCAUAGUGUUGAUCAAUAUGACCUCGAGAAACAAGGGAACAUGGAGAGUGAGCCUCGGGAGGAGGAAAAUGGAACCCAGUGUUCGUUACGGCAAUCUGCCCAAGAAGGCACUGGGACGGUGCUCGCCCUUGUGAUCUCGAAGGGGGAGUCACAGUCUCAAGUGUCAGUGACUUCAGAGCUUAAGGGGAGUGUUACAGUGACCAGGGGCACCAACAGGGAUGAAAUUACUGAUAUGGUUACUCCUAAGAAAGGUUGCUUGUCAAGAAACGAAAGUUCGCACGAGCAAUGCAGAGUUUGUCAGCAGCAAACAGAAGAACCUCUUAUAGAUCUUGGAUGCCAGUGUCGAGGUGGGCUAGCAAAUGCACAUCGAUCAUGUAUUGAUACUUGGUUUCGCACUAGAGGUUCAAAUAAAUGUGAGAUAUGCCAGCAAGUAGCAGCAAAUGUGCCACGCCCAGAGCCCCAGUCAAGUACAAAUUAUUGGAUUUGGAGGGUUGACCCAGCCUUUGGAGGAUCUAAUAUUGCACAAGAACGUGAAAGGUGGUUCAGUCCGCUUUGGGUGGCAUUCUCAAUCCUAAUUGGUGGGCUUUUAUUGGAUGUGCUGAUAUCCAUUUCACUUGGUGUCUCUGCACUUCCUGUGAACAUUAUUAUAGGGAUGAACCUGUGCAGGUGUGCUUGUUGUCCUAGGACUUGGAACUGCACUUCGUCUUGCACUCGAAUGUUGUCAUGAGUGGAGCUUACGGAGAGCGGUCCUGAGGGUGGAAUCAAAUAAUCACCUCAGCUACCCCGCUGUGUAAGUAAAUUUAUAUACAAAGUUACAACAAGAAGCAACACAAUUUCCCCCUUUUUAUUUGUUUUUAUGUAUAUAUUGCUUCAUUUAUCACCCUAUGUAUAAAAGGAAGGAACCAUUGCGUAGUCCGAUGGUAAAAAUGCCCGCUGAACAAACAUGAGAACAUGGCCACUUUGUUCAAGAAAAUACCAAGGUUAGGUUUGUAUCCAACGAACAACAUUGGAUAAAAGCCCUUUUAAAUCUUUGUUUACAAACUAAACCUGAUAAUUCACAUGUUGACAAAACAUUGGACUGUGAUCCUUUUCAUCUCUCUCUUGUGCUGAAUUAAAUGGCGAGGCUCUUAACACA